AUGAGUGAAAGAACUCCCUUAAGAAGUAGUCAAAAUGAUCAAGAGGCUUGUUACGAGGAUUAUGGAGAGGAAGAGCAUCUGCAUCUAAGCUUCACUUCCAAAAUAAGCCUUUUUUUGGGAGGAAUCUUCAUAACAGUGCUGAUGUUAUAUCUUCUACUUUUCUACCUUCCUAAUAAAUUCAUACCAGAAGCGACCGACUUGAGAGCAAUUCCAUUAGUCACGAAUUUGAACGUCACAUUCCAAGUGCUUGAUCCUGAAAGAAUUGAAGAAUUGGGUUUGGAAAGCAGCAAGUCAAUUUCAGACAAUCUUGAAUUUGUUGACGACUCACAAGAUUCUAAUAUAGCAAAGUCCAAGAAAAUUGAACGGUUGAUUCUUAUAGGAGAUGUUCAUGGACACUUUAAAGAGUUCAAAAAAUUAUUGAAAAAGAUAAAAUAUAAUCAUAAGUUAGAUCAUAUCCUAUUAUUAGGAGAUUUCAUAUCGAAAGGUCCUGACUCGAUCAAAAUGUUAGAUUACAUGGCUGAGCAUCAACUAGAUUGUAUUUUGGGGAAUCAUGAAUACUAUGUACUUCAGAAUUAUGCUAUCUUCCAUCAUGUGAAUGAUCCGUUUUUCACUAAUAACAGAUCUGAAUCCCUUUAUACAGAAGGCUAUAACGAUGAUCCCGAGUACCAGCUAGCCAAAAGGUUACAGCCUGAACAUGUAAACUAUAUCAAUAAUUGCUCUGUAAUCAAGAGACUUGGAAAAGUGCCACUUCAUAAGAAAACUAAUAUGGGGGGGUUUAACUCUGCACAAGGAGUUGCUGUUCACGCGGGACUAAGAUGGGAUCUUGGAUUGGAAGAUCAGAUUCCUAUUGAGAACUUAGAAAUGAGAUCUCUAGUGGGUCCUUUUUUUAACCAAUCAACGGAUGAUCCACAUGAGCCGAACGCUGUUUCAUGGUCUAAGAUAUAUAAUGGGAAACAGAAAUUAAAGAAGAAAGGCUCAGGUAGAGUUGUUUACUAUGGGCACGAUGCUAGAAGAGGUCUCAGCUUAAAAAAGUACACCAAAGGCAUAGAUACUGGAUGUGAUCGUGGUGAAAGACUUACUGCAUUAGUUAUAUGGCAGGAAGCGGCAAUUGAUAAAAAGGGAAGAAAACGAGUUUUGUACAAGGAAGAACCAAUCAGUGUUAGUUGCUAA
Molecule: messenger RNA, 1170 nt
Organism: Priceomyces carsonii
Lineage: Eukaryota; Fungi; Ascomycota; Pichiomycetes; Serinales; Debaryomycetaceae
Product: putative serine/threonine-protein phosphatase
Exons: 1
Coding region: 1-1170 (389 amino acids)
Biological process (GO): polyphosphate catabolic process
Cellular component (GO): cytoplasm
Molecular function (GO): phosphatase activity; endopolyphosphatase activity
Source: RefSeq, a predicted model, not a curated record